ACACCCCAUGUGACUAUGACAGAGUGUGAGUCUGUUUUUCCUUAGGGAGGUUUCUGUAAGUUGACUGGCUCCUUCCUUCUCGUCCUGCCCUCCUGGACUAAACCCGUCUGGAGUUGGAGUCUUAACUGUCGCCUCAGCUCUCUCUCCCUCUCUCCCUCUCUCCCUCUCUCUCAGAGCGCACACAGGCGUCGGUUGCGUGAUGUCUCCCCUCGUUGCCCGCUUGCUGCUUCUUGUCUGCUUGGCUUCACCUCUUUAUGGCGUGGAAAAGGUGAGAAAUAGAGGAUACCGAAAGGAUCCUGACGCGGACAAGUAUGGCAGCUGCAUACAGGGGCCAGCAGGCACCACUGGCCGAGAUGGUAACCCUGGAACCAACGGCAUCCCGGGGACGCCGGGCAUCCCUGGCCGCGACGGGCUCAAAGGGGAGAAGGGCGAGUGCAUCAACGAGAUCUUCGAGGAGUCCUGGAGGCCCAACUACAAGCAGUGUGCCUGGAACUCUCUCAACUAUGGGAUCGACCUGGGUAAAGUAGCUGACUGCACGUUCACCAAGCUGCGUUCAGACAGCUCCCUCCGAGUCCUCUUCAGCGGCUCCCUCAGGCUCAAGUGUAAAAACGCAUGCUGCCAGAGGUGGUACUUCACCUUCAAUGGAGCAGAGUGCACGGGACCCCUCCCCAUAGAGUCCAUCAUCUACUUAGACCAAGGCAGUCCUGAGCUCAACUCAACCAUCAACAUCCACAGGACGUCCUCAGUGGAAGGCCUGUGUGAGGGUGUGAAAGCAGGGCUGGUGGAUGUGGCCGUGUGGGUGGGGACCUGUGCCGACUACCCCCGAGGGGACGCAUCUACAGGCUGGAACUCGGUAUCCAGGAUUAUCAUUGAGGAACUGCCCAAAUAAAUAGAAAGUUCCAUGUAAGGGAGGGCCCAGACCUGGUAUUACGACAGUGUGUUAUCUGGCCCUCCAAAACGAUCAGGUGCGGUUUGUCGAGGCGUCACAGCAUCACUUGAAUGUUUUUGUUUUUAUUGUGCUUAAAUACUAUACUAGUUGACAGGCCUAUAAACAAGAAUACUGUGUCAUACUGUCUACCAGAAAUACACUUUGUACUGUAGCUCUUCUGCUUAUGGGUGCUGACAUUGAGACAAGACAUUGAUAUUUAAACUGUACUCAUGUGACAUGUUUAUAUCCAUUAUUACUGUUAAUAAAGUUGUUUUUUUUUAAAGAAUUUAACUUGUAUGACCACUUGUUAUGUUUAGAAGCUUCGGAAUACUCACUCAAUUCAGAGUAGUCACAAAGUAAUACAUUUAAUGUAUUUAUUUUAUACACUAUCAAACAUGACAAUGCAGAAAAAGCAGUUUGGAUUUUA
Etheostoma spectabile (orangethroat darter) is the source of this 1355-nucleotide messenger RNA. RefSeq names its product collagen triple helix repeat-containing protein 1. The coding region runs from base 200 to 889 and encodes 229 amino acids. The record is from RefSeq and is a predicted model, not a curated record. NCBI's taxonomy places the organism in Eukaryota, Metazoa, Chordata, Actinopteri, Perciformes, Percidae. The transcript is spliced from 4 exons.